Molecule: messenger RNA, 2161 nt
Organism: Diabrotica balteata
Lineage: Eukaryota; Metazoa; Arthropoda; Insecta; Coleoptera; Chrysomelidae
Source: the annotation of a GenBank genome assembly
UGUUGACCUGUAUGAGACCAGAGACUGAAUUUUCAGACUUUCGCUAGAACUUAAGGGUGCAUCCGAUAAAAUAAAAAACAUUAUGCCCAAGUGUGAUGUAAAAACUAGAUAUAUACCGGCUACAUUUGCAUGGACGUUGCUCAUCGUUGCCACUUCUUUAUUUUUUUACUAUCCGGCCCAGUAUUACCUAGCGGAUCACCCAUGGGUUCCAGCGUGCCAAGGUGUUAUCACUUUCUUCGUCUUAGCCAAUUUCACAUUAGCAACAUUUAUGGAUCCAGGAGUUAUCCCCAAAGCACCUCCUGACGAAGAUAGAGAAGAUGAUUUUAGAGCACCUCUCUAUAAAAAUGUUGACAUUAAUGGUAUUACAGUUAGAAUGAAAUGGUGUGUUACAUGUAAAUUUUACAGACCACCAAGGUGUUCCCAUUGUAGUGUGUGUAAUCACUGUAUAGAGACAUUUGACCAUCACUGUCCUUGGGUCAAUAAUUGUAUCGGAAGAAGAAACUACCGCUUCUUCUUCUUCUUCCUCAUAUCAUUAAGUAUACACAUGAUUAGUAUAUUUACGUUGAGCCUCAUCUUUAUACUAAAGAGUGGGGAUGUCUAUACUAAACCUCAACCAAUUGUAGCUAUGGUAUUAAUGGCACUGGUAGCCUUGCUUUCCAUACCUAUAUUUGGUUUGACUGGUUUUCACAUGGUUCUGGUAUCAAGAGGGCGAACUACGAACGAACAAGUAACCGGCAAAUUUAAAGGUGGAUACAAUCCGUUCUCGAGAGGUUGUUGGGACAACUGCUGCUAUACACAGUUUGGCCCGCAGUUUCCAAGCUUGAUAAAACCAAGUAAAUACAAUACGAAGCGAAAACAUUGUCCACAUGGACCGAUAGCGACGAUAACGAACGAUAGUCAAGUGAAGACGUACAUGGAUAACAGUAAUGGAGUGAGAAAUAUGAACUCGAAUGCGUAUAAUAAAAUGUCACCGGGUCGUGAUGGUUGUGAGUUAGACAUGGAGCCGUCAGCGUCCCAAUCCCAAGACUGUGAACCGACACCUCCCCUACAGAGGCACGGUUCGAAAAGUAAUUUCUUCCUACCGUCGGCCGGAAAUACCGUCGAUGGUGAAUCUCCUAGACACCCAACGCAGGUGUUACCAACUCCCGGGCGUCCUAUGCCGCAUUAUGCUCGAAGUAGUCCCCACCCCCGGCCGCGGGGUCUCGACCCGAACCGCAGCGGAACGCCCGACGUGUUGGGAGGCCAACCGCAGCGACCCUCGCCCACUAUGCAGCAGAGAAUCAAGGCGUUGGGUGUGCCGACUCCUUUGACUCUUUCAACUCCAGUUAGAAGAUCUAACCCAAGUACUCCGACUCAGCCUCGAAGGCCCGACUUCAUCGGUGUGGUUUACUCAAACCAAACCCCGCACUACUACGACUUCCAGUCCCAGGAUAACCCUGUCCAACGUCAGAUGAUGCCCCAAGGAUACGGCAGCCCCCAACGUCGCUUCAUGUCGGAAGGUGAACUGGUAAGACAAGAAGCGCAACUCUCCUAUCCUAGAUCGAACAAUACGGUGGAUAAUAUACGAGAAUUAGCGAACUCUCCUCAGAGGGGUGUUUAUAUGUGGAAAGACACUUCACCCGGAUAUCCUCCUUCAGAUUUUUACCGAUCUAACCCCACUAGCCCGACACAGCAGUAUACAACCGCCCCUAGAACUUACCACCCUGCCGCUAGAGGCGGCAUUCCCGUUUACCCGCCACAAAGUCCUCAGGUGCACAGAAAACAGUUAGGAGCGGGUACUCCCACCGUAACGGACAACAGGCGAAGACCCAUGUCGUUCGUGAGGGCGUUGGAGAUGUCUGAUACGGUGGAGAAUACCCAAUGCUCGGGGCACAUGACCCAACGGCCCCCUACUCCCGAUCGUACUAGUAUUUAUGACAUGAACUAUGAGAUCUCGGUAUAGGGCAGGUGUAGGCACUCUCGCUACGCCGAAUGAGUGCAUCUAGUUUCUCUGCAUCAGAGAUUCAGGUAAACAUUCCGUUUACUAGUGUUUUUUAUUUUGUUCGCGAUCGGUGUCAUGGAUUUGCAGAUGUGAUUCUCGUUGGCAGGCUAAUGUGUUGACGGUUCGACCACCAAUCAAUCUAAUUAUGAUAUUAUGUAUAAAAUAAUCAAUAAAUUUUUA